Molecule: messenger RNA, 2274 nt
Organism: Castor canadensis (American beaver)
Lineage: Eukaryota; Metazoa; Chordata; Mammalia; Rodentia; Castoridae
Source: RefSeq, a predicted model, not a curated record
GAAAGCGUGGGUUUCGAGGCGCAGAGCUGGAACGGGUCCUUCCGCCUCCUCGCCACCAGCUACGCUGCUGACCUGGUACGUGUGAGGUGUUCCGCCCUCCAGUUCCUGUCGCUGUGUGACGCUGACCCCAGGAGCAGGAGUGGACAGCAGGACACCGGCAGUCAGGAAUGGCUCCAGUGACCUUUGAGGAUGUGGCUGUGAACUUCAAUGUGGAGGAGUGGGCCUUGCUGGAUCGUUCCCAGAAGCAACUCUACAGAGAAGUGAUGCUGGAAACCUUCAGGAACCUGUCUUUUAUAGGAAUAAAAUGGGAACACCAGAACAUUGAAGAACAGAAGAAAAAUCUGCAGAGAAAUGUCAGAAGUCAAGUGGUGGAGAGAGUCUGUGAAGGUAAAGAAGGAAGUGAGUGUGGAGAAACCUUCAGCCAGAAUCAAGAAUGUAUAAUGAAGAAAACUCCUUGUACACUAAAACAUCCUGAACCCCGUAUGUGUGGAAAAGUGGCCACUGUUCAUUCAUCCCUUAAGAGACACAGUAGAUCUGAUUCCAAACACCAACUAUGUGACUUUCAGGAAAAUGGGUAUAGCCGCUAUGACUGCCAGAAAUGUGAUAGAACCUUUAGGUGUCCCAGUAGUCUUCAAAGACAUGAAAGGAUUCAUACUGGAAAGAAAGUCUAUGAAUGUAAGCAAUGUGGGAAAGCCUUCAGUUCUCGCUACUGGGCUGAGAGACACAUGGUGACUCACAGUGGAGAUCGGCCUUACAAAUGUAAGCUAUGUGGGAAAGGAUUUCCUUAUCCCAAUUCCCUUCGGACUCAUGAAACACUUCACUCUGAAGAAAAACCCUAUAAGUGUAAGCAAUGUGGGAAAGCUUUCAGGAAAAAUUUUUCCUUUCUACUACAUGAAAGAAUCCACACUGGAGAGAGACCCUAUGAAUGUAAGCAGUGUGGGAAAGCUUUCAGGGAUCGUUGUUCCUUUCUGUUACAUGAAAGAAGUCACACUGGAGAGAGACCCUAUGAAUGUAAGCAGUGUGGUAAGGCCUUCGCCCAUUCCAGUCAUCUUCAAGCACAUGAAAGAAUCCACAGUGGAGUAAGACCCUAUGAAUGUAAGCAGUGUGGUAAAUCAUUCACUUUUCACCACAGUGCUCGACGACAUAUGGUGACUCACAGUGGAGACUGGCCUUAUAAAUGUAAGGUGUGUGGGAAAGGAUUUCCUCACGCUUAUUCCCUUCGAAUUCAUGAAGUAGCUCAUCGAGAAAAACCCUAUGAAUGUAAACAAUGUGGGAAAACCUUCAAACACUCUAAAUCCUAUCAAAAUCACCAAACAUCUCACACUGGAGAGAAACCUUAUGAAUGUACGAUAUGUGGGAAAGCCUUCAGCUGUUCCAGUUACAUUCAAGAUCAUAUGAGAACCCAUGGAGCGAAGUCCUAUGAAUGUAGUGAAUGUGGGAAAACGUUCACUUACGCCAAAAGUCUUCGAAGACACAUGAGGACUCACAGUGGUGUUGUCCACCAGGAUGGCGUGUUGUCAAAGCACACAUGAAACUUGGAGGGCUAAAUCUGCCUGAAAGCUUAAGGAGCUGCGAUGUGCCAGGAAGAGGCUCCCAGCAGAACUUCUAAGGACUUGUGUGGCUUCAGCUUACUGACUGACCAUCAGGGGAGCAGAUGCUUCUCUGUAGUGGUGCUGGGAGCAGGUGGAGCAGCUGUUCUGUCCUUGGUGGUCAUGAUGGUUUUUACCUAGAAGUCAGAAAGAACGGCUGUAUUUCAAGCUCAUCUCUAAGAAGCAUCAGUGAGACCUGCUAAUGAAAAGAAGGGAACAUUUGUCAUUUUAACCUUGUUGUUCUUUACCAUGUUUAGACAGUGCCAUCGUCUUCUCCUUGUGAUGAGGUGAGACAGCUGCAGUACUUUGGACCUGUUUUGCCAUUCUUAUUAUCUGAACACUGCAAUAUUUCCCAGAGUGUAUCAGAGACUGUUUUCCAUGAAAUAUGUAAGUUAAAAUGUCUUUAGACCCUUGUUCCAUAAUAAGAUUCAAAAUACUUAAUAAAAAAUCUCUUAUGAUUCAAAUGAGUCCCAUCUUUAAGGUAAAUUAUUGACACAGUAACAAACCUAGCAAGGAACAGAAACGUCACUAUUUCCAUAAGGUCUACCUCACCAGAUAAAGUAUUAGUGAUGCUAAUUUGUCACCAUCCCUCGUGCUGAAGUUGCAGACUCAAGUCAGCAAGGGUUCACACAGAAGCCGGGCACUCAGAGCUCUCAAACAUGUAACAAAGUCUUCAGUCCUUACA